Molecule: messenger RNA, 1947 nt
Organism: Knipowitschia caucasica
Lineage: Eukaryota; Metazoa; Chordata; Actinopteri; Gobiiformes; Gobiidae
Source: the annotation of a GenBank genome assembly
AUGCCUUUGACGAUGCUGGGGAUGAAGUCGUGCAGACCGGUGAACUCACGGCUGAAGAACGUAGAGGGAGGACCAGGAGAGGACACAGGUGAGAAGAGGGAGGACCAGGACACACCAGAGAGGAGGGAGGACCAGGACACACCAGAGAGGAGGGAGGACCAGGACACAGCAGAGAGGAGGGAGGACCAGGACACACCAGAGAGGAGGGAGGACCAGGACACACCAGAGAGGAGGGAGGACCAGGACACACCAGAGAGGAGGGAGGACCAGGACACACCAGAGAGGAGGGAGGACCAGGACACAGCAGAGAGGAGGGAGGACCAGGACACACCAGAGAGGAGGGAGGACCAGGACACAGCAGAGAGGAGGGAGGACCAGGACACACCAGAGAGGAGGGAGGACCAGGACACAGCAGAGAGGAGGGAGGACCAGGACACACCAGAGAGGAGGGAGGACCAGGACACACCAGAGAGGAGGGAGGACCAGGACACACCAGAGAGGAGGGAGGACCAGGACACACCAGAGAGGAGGGAGGACCAGGACACACCAGAGAGGAGGGAGGACCAGGACACACCAGAGAGGAGGGAGGACCAGGACACAGCAGAGAGGAGGGAGGACCAGGACACAGCAGAGAAGAGGGAGGACCAGGACACAGCAGAGAGGAGGGAGGACCAGGACACACCAGAGAGGAGGGAGGACCAGGACACAGCAGAGAGGAGGGAGGACCAGGACACACCAGAGAGGAGGGAGGACCAGGACACAGCAGAGAGGAGGGAGGACCAGGACACACCAGAGAGGAGGGAGGACCAGGACACAGCAGAGAGGAGGGAGGACCAGGACACACCAGAGAGGAGGGAGGACCAGGACACACCAGAGAGGAGGGAGGACCAGGACACACCAGAGAGGAGGGAGGACCAGGACACACCAGAGAGGAGGGAGGACCAGGACACACCAGAGAGGAGGGAGGACCAGGACACACCAGAGAGGAGGGAGGACCAGGACACAGCAGAGAGGAGGGAGGACCAGGACACAGCAGAGAAGAGGGAGGACCAGGACACAGCAGAGAGGAGGGAGGACCAGGACACACCAGAGAGGAGGGAGGACCAGGACACAGCAGAGAGGAGGGAGGACCAGGACACACCAGAGAGGAGGGAGGACCAGGACACAGCAGAGAGGAGGGAGGACCAGGACACAGCAGAGAGGAGGGAGGACCAGGACACACCAGAGAGGAGGGAGGACCAGGACACACCAGAGAGGAGGGAGGACCAGGACACACCAGAGAGGAGGGAGGACCAGGACACAGCAGAGAGGAGGGAGGACCAGGACACACCAGAGAGGAGGGAGGACCAGGACACAGCAGAGAGGAGGGAGGACCAGGACACACCAGAGAGGAGGGAGGACCAGGACACACCAGAGAGGAGGGAGGACCAGGACACAGCAGAGAGGAGGGAGGACCAGGACACACCAGAGAGGAGGGAGGACCAGGACACACCAGAGAGGAGGGAGGACCAGGACAUAGCAGAGAGGAGGGAGGACCAGGACACACCAGAGAGGAGGGAGGACCAGGACACACCAGAGAGGAGGGAGGACCAGGACAUAGCAGAGAGGAGGGAGGACCAGGACACACCAGAGAGGAGGGAGGACCAGGACACACCAGAGAGGAGGGAGGACCAGGACACACCAGAGAGGAGGGAGGACCAGGACACACCAGAGAGGAGGGAGGACCAGGACACACCAGAGAGGAGGGAGGACCAGGACACACCAGAGAGGAGGGAGGACCAGGACACAGCAGAGAGGAGGGAGGACCAGGACACACCAGAGAGGAGGGAGGACCAGGACACACCAGAGAGGAGGGAGGACCAGGACACAGCAGAGAGGAGGGAGGAAAAGGUGUUUUGUUUAAAGAGAACAAACCUCGUCUCUGUGUGGCGAGAGCUGGAGCUCUGA